UAUAGAAACUGAUAGUGACCACUUUCUUCUAGUUGGAGAGUGGAUCGUGUUCGAAGUGGACGUGGUAUAGAAAAAGUGAUCCAAGUUAUUUUCUCAACUGGAAAUUAAAGUUUCGCUUACCUCUAGCUUUUUAAAGUUCAUUUCUAAAAAUGGAUUACGAACAACUAUCGAAGAUCACGCCACUGAUAGCAGCAAUCAAGAAUAGAAAUGUGACUGGUGUACAAUCCGCUCUUGAUAACGGAGCAGACAUCAAUUUUCGUAUCGCUUUCGACGAAAAUAAAACUGCCUUGCACCACGCAGUUGCAGCUGGUGAUCCCAGAAUCGUGGAUUUAUUGCUUCAGAACGGAGCUGACCCAACCGUCAAAAGUAAGGAUGGAAAGAUGCCAAUAGAACUGAUUGUAGACAACGCAAGGAAGUCAACAAUAGAAGCAGUUUUCAAAAAGCAUGGAUGUGGUGUAAAACCACUACCAUCUCCAAACAGUGCUCCCAGUGUACCAGUUUCGACCUACAGCAAGCGCAAAGGAACGACCUCAAUUCGUGGUCAACUGUACGAGACCAAACUGUUGGCGCUUGUACUGUUUCGUGCACUUCAUCGGGAUGACAUCACCUCGUUUAAUCUGGCCACUAACGUUGAUGACGCAGGAGCAUUCGAUGACAUCGUGAUGCGGUAUACAGUCAACGGAACGGAUAAGUGCAUAUAUCUGCAGGCCAAACACAAAGAUUGCAAUGAAACUAACUUUAAGGAUAUGAUUGAUGGCUCAGAAAAGGGAGAUUUCAGUCUUUUAAAAUAUUUCAAAGGAUAUCUUGAAUUGAAAGUCAGAAAUGUGGCAGACAGCGAGUUUAUAAUAUUUACAAAUAUUGAAAUCAAUUGCAAAAUACCUAAUAACCUCGGUCUUACGACGCAUUCAUCUUCAGUUGAUCCAAAUAAUUUUUUUACACAUCAAGUAAAGGAAUGAGCAUCAAUUUAAAAGGAUCAUUAAAAAUAUUGCAUGAUUUUGCCCUGAAA
Molecule: messenger RNA, 1006 nt
Organism: Culex pipiens pallens (northern house mosquito)
Lineage: Eukaryota; Metazoa; Arthropoda; Insecta; Diptera; Culicidae
Exons: 2
Coding region: 150-956 (268 amino acids)
Molecular function (GO): protein binding
Source: RefSeq, a predicted model, not a curated record